AUGAGAAACCAUACGGUAACAACAUUCAUACUCCUGGGACUGACUGAUGACCCACAACUACAGGUUUUGUUUUUCAUCUUUCUCUUUCUCACCUACAUGUUGAGUGUAACUGGGAACGGGACCAUCAUCAUACUCAUCUCACUGGAUUCUCACCUUAAAACAACUAUGUACUUUUUUCUACAAAAUUUCUCCUUUUUAGAGAUCUCAUUCACAUCUGUCUCAAUUCCCAGAUACUUGUAUUACAUAGGAACAGGUAACAAGCUCAUUACUUACAGUGCCUGUGUCUGUCAAGUAUAUUUUAAGCACCUCUUUGGUGUAACAGAAUUUUUCCUUCUAGCUGCCAUGUCCUACGACCGCUAUGUGGCCAUCUGCAAACCCUUGCAUUAUGUGACCAUCAUGAGCAACACCAUCUGCAGAAGACUUGUCUUUUGCUGUUGGGUGGCUGGUCUGUGUAUUAUAACCCCGCCACUGAGCCUGGGCUUAAAUCUUGAAUUCUGUGAUUCUAAUAUCAUUGAUAACUUUCUCUGUGAUGCAUUUUCCCUCUUGAAGAUCUCUUGUUCAAAUACUUGGUUCAUAGAACAGACUGUUAUAAUCUGUGCUGUGUUAGCUCUCAUUAUAACACUUAUGUGUGUCAUUCUGUCCUACAUUUACAUCAUCAGGACAAUUCUACGAUUUCCAUCUGUCCAGCAAAAGAAAAAAGCCUUUUCUACCUGUUCUUCCCACAUGAUUGUUGUUUCUAUCACCUAUGGCACCUGCAUAUUUGUCUACAUCAAACCUUCAGCAAAAGAAUCCAUGGCCAUUAAUAAAGGUGUGUCAGUGCUCACAACUUCCAUUGCCCCUAUGCUGAACCCUUUCAUUUACACCCUGAGGAACAAGCAGGUAAAGCAAGCCUUCAAUGACUUAGUCAAAACACUUGUAAUAUUUUCCAGGAAAUAA
Molecule: messenger RNA, 936 nt
Organism: Orycteropus afer afer
Lineage: Eukaryota; Metazoa; Chordata; Mammalia; Tubulidentata; Orycteropodidae
Product: olfactory receptor 6C2-like
Biological process (GO): G protein-coupled receptor signaling pathway
Cellular component (GO): membrane
Molecular function (GO): G protein-coupled receptor activity; olfactory receptor activity
Source: RefSeq, a predicted model, not a curated record